Messenger RNA from Durio zibethinus, 762 nucleotides. NCBI's taxonomy places the organism in Eukaryota, Viridiplantae, Streptophyta, Magnoliopsida, Malvales, Malvaceae. The record is from RefSeq and is a predicted model, not a curated record.
AUGCUGCUAUAUUCAUCUUUGUUCAUUCCCUUCCUCGUAUUGGUUUUCAAGCUUUUGUUAGGGACCAACUCCAAGAACCUUCCACCAAGCCUGUUUGCGAUUCCAUUUCUGGGGCAUCUCCAUCUCCUAAAGAAGCCCCUCCAUCGAACACUCCACAAUCUCUCACAAAAAUACGGCCCUGUCUUCUGUCUUAGGUUUGGUUCACAACUUAUGCUUGUCGUAUCAUCUCCCUCGGCUGUCGAGGAAGGUUUUUCCAAAAAUGAUAUAAUUUUUGCAAACCGCCCUCGCUUUACCAUAAACAAGUACACGGGCUACAAUUGUACCACCCUUGCUACAUCAUCCUAUGGCGAUCACUGGCGCAACCUUUGUCGCAUAAUCAAGCUUGAGGUGCUAUCAUCUGAUCGAUUAAACAUGUCAACAGGCAUUCGAAAGGAUGAAAUCAAAAUUCUACUACGCAAGUUAUAUCAUAUUUCAGGAUAUGAGUUCAGCAAAAUAGAUUUAAGACCAAUGUUUACAGAGCUGACAUUUAAUGUCACAAUGAGGAUGAUUACAGGGAAACGACAUUGUGGUGAAGAAGCGGCUGGAACCGAACAAGCCAAGCAAUUUGGGGAACUUAUAGAAGAAGUUUUUUCUUAUGCAGGUGUGUCAUAUGCAGGGGACUUUCUGCCUCUUUUCAAGUAUUUUGAUAGGCAAGGAUAUGUAAAGAAGGUCAUGAAGUUUGGUCAGAAGUUAGAUCUGUUCUUUCAAGGUUUGAUUGAUUAG